Saccostrea echinata is the source of this 541-nucleotide messenger RNA. RefSeq lists its product as uncharacterized. The transcript has 2 exons. The record is from RefSeq and is a predicted model, not a curated record. Bases 47 to 541 code for a protein of 164 amino acids. NCBI's taxonomy places the organism in Eukaryota, Metazoa, Mollusca, Bivalvia, Ostreida, Ostreidae.
UGUCCCAGAACGAAAUACGGUUAAAACAACGUUGACAGUAAAACAAAUGCCGUGGACAACAAACAGAAUACCAAAAACAACAACGAUAACAAAACUAAAGCCAGGUCCACCAGUUCUAGCGACAACAACAAUGAUGAUUAUUAAAAUACCAACAACACACACAACAAGGAUGGGGGAAAGGCCAUCAGCAAUAAAGACAACACACAACAAUAUGCUAAAGAAACAAAUAACGUCAAAAACUGUGUCAAUCAAAACAACAAGAAAAAUAAAAGCGACAAGCCUGACAAAAACUGCUUCAACAGAAUUAGCAAGAGUUGUAGAAUAUGAAAUAACUUUAGCGUUCCUUGAAACAAAGUUGAGAACAGGUUACUACACCAAAGUGAUGGUGAAGGGCCUGAACGCAGAAUCAUCAACAGAAGUCAAUGUCCUUAUAGAUGGCAGCUAUCCAGAACCCAAAGCUCCAGAAAGCACUAGCUUAAAUAUCUGUGAGAUUUAUAUUUAUUUUAUUUCAUCAUUGUUGCAAACCACGACCAAAAUGUAG